This is a messenger RNA of Zalophus californianus (California sea lion), 1581 nucleotides long. RefSeq names its product THAP domain containing 3 (gene THAP3). Bases 50 to 892 code for a protein of 280 amino acids. The transcript is spliced from 5 exons. NCBI's taxonomy places the organism in Eukaryota, Metazoa, Chordata, Mammalia, Carnivora, Otariidae. The record is from RefSeq and is a predicted model, not a curated record.
GCUUGCCGCCGCCAUCUUUGUUAGGGGCAGCUGGGCCUGGCGUCCAGAGAUGCCGAAGUCGUGCGCGGCCCGGCAGUGCUGCAACCGCUACAGCAGCCGCAGGAAGCAGCUCACCUUCCACCGAUGCAGCCUGGAACGUAGCAGGUUCCCGUUCAGCCGCCCAGAGCUGCUGAAGGAAUGGGUGCUGAACAUCGGCCGGGGCAACUUCAAGCCCAAGCAGCACACAGUCAUCUGCUCCGAGCACUUCCGACCCGAGUGCUUCAGCGCCUUUGGAAACCGCAAAAACCUGAAGCAGAAUGCCGUGCCCACAGUGUUCGCCUUUCAGGAUGCCGCGCAGCUGGUGAGGGAGAGCGCGGACCUGGCUGGCGAGGAUGCGAAUGUGGACUCUUACAAGGAGGAGGGCCUGCCGCAGAGACUGCAGGGAAUCUCGGCCCCCCGUCCGCCGGCCAGCCCCACACAGCCGUCCGAUCACAGCUACGCCCUUUUGGACCUAGAUGCCCUAAAAACAAAACUCUUCCUGACUCUGAAGGAAAAUGAAAAGCUCCGAAAGCGCCUGAAGGCCCAGAGGCUGGUGAUACAGAGGAUGUCCAGCCGCCUCCGGGCGCACAGAGCGGGGCAGCCAGGACUCCAGGCCAGGCCCCGGCCGGAGCCACAGAGCCGAGCUGGGCGGCCAGGCUUUCCUGUCAGCGCGUCUGGGGCUCGGGCCACGGACCCUGAAGGGACAGCGAGGCAGGCCAGGCCCACCACCAGCCACCUCAGGGGAGGUGUAGCCGCAUCGGCCCGGGACAGGAACGGGACCGUGGGCAGGGCGGAUUCGGUCCUCCCGGAGGGGACGGGGGCCGACUGUCCUUCCAACGAAAGCUGGGCGGGGGUCUUCAGCACCACGGUGUGAGGAGGCGUCCUGAGCCCACGGGGACGGAGUGCGUUUCCCUGAGGGGCGGCAGGGCCCAGGGAAGGACACGAGAGGGGGUGACGGCGGAGUGGCUGAGACUGGCCUCUGUUCUGAGGCGGGCCUCCCCGGGGCCCGGGGUGAGUGAUGACAGAAUAAAGUGUCUUCCUACGCUGCAGCUUUUCCUCCUUUAUUUAUAAACUAGAACAGGUACCCCGUGUUUCUUGAGAGUUUGUGUUGCACCAUUUGCUUUUACAAAAGACCUGCAUUACCACCUGCUUUCGCUAACCUAAGGAAAUCUGAACAGGAUUUUCACUUUUACGACAAAAGGCGUAAAGCAGAAAGCGCCAUUGGCGACGCUGCGGCGGGCUGGCCCUGCCCCUUCCCCGGGAACUAGGCAUCUGAGCCUCUGGGCUGCAGGUCCGUUUUAUGCAGCCAUUGGUAAGAUGUGUCCGAAGGGAUCCGGAAAAACCUGAGAGGUGAUUUUUUUGGAUCUGGGAACACUCAGACCAGACCAGACCAGACCAGACCAAACCAAACUACGCCACAUCACCUCCGGGAAACGAAGGGUCCUAGCCUAAGUCAUCUCCUGACCCUGGACUCGUGUUCCUCAGGCGGAGGUCGAAUAUGGAAAACUGAACCACGGCUUCCAGUUCAGCCUCGUGUUUAAAAAUGGGGCUUCAGGGCGCCUG